AUGUCAGCAAGUGAGAAUAUUUAUGAACAAGAUAAACUUGUUCAACAAUAUCUUUUAUUCCAUUAUGGUAAACCGAAUGAAUUAUUUGAAUGGUCAAGCGUAAUUGAUGGUAUUACCUCAUCAAAUAGUCUCAAUUUUCCGGUACAAACAGCUGAAUUAGCCAUUAAACAUUUCAAAUUACCAAAAGAUAAUGCUCCUACUCGUGUUUUGGAUAUUGGAUGUGCUGUUGGCCGUUCGUCAUUUGAAUUAUCUGUCAAAUUUGAUCAGGUAUUAGGCAUUGAUUAUAGUCAAAAAUUUAUUGAUGCUGCUUUAAAAUUAAAACAACAUUCUCAAAUUAAAUAUGAUUUUCAAGUCGAAGGUGAUAUUCGACAAAAAACGAUUGCACAUGUUCCAGAAUAUGCCAAAAAAGAUCGCGUUCAAUUUGAACAUGGUGAUGCUUGUAAUUUGCCACUGAAAGACCUUGGCCAAUUUGAUUGUGUUCAUGCAGCAAAUCUCAUCUGUCGAUUACCGACUCCAAAGAAAUUCUUAACUGAUGUUAAGCAAAUUCUUAAAAAAGAUGGUAUUUUAGUGAUUACAUCACCUUAUUCUUGGUUUGAAACAUUUACACCAAAAGUAGGUUAA
This is a messenger RNA of Didymodactylos carnosus, 621 nucleotides long. The record is from the annotation of a GenBank genome assembly. Lineage: Eukaryota; Metazoa; Rotifera; Eurotatoria; Philodinida; Philodinidae.